Trichosurus vulpecula (common brushtail) is the source of this 945-nucleotide messenger RNA. Its product is annotated as olfactory receptor 52B2-like. The record is from RefSeq and is a predicted model, not a curated record. Lineage: Eukaryota; Metazoa; Chordata; Mammalia; Diprotodontia; Phalangeridae. Gene Ontology annotation, cellular component: membrane. Gene Ontology annotation, biological process: G protein-coupled receptor signaling pathway. Gene Ontology annotation, molecular function: olfactory receptor activity. The transcript has a single exon. The coding region runs from base 1 to 945 and encodes 314 amino acids.
AUGUCCUCUUGUAACAACUCCAUUCCCCAGCCAGAGGUAUUUGUAUUGGCUGGGAUUCCAGGACUGGAGUCUUAUCAUGGUUUGUUCUCACUGCCCUACUUCUUAGUCUCCAUUACUGCUCUCACUGGAAACAUCACCAUCAUAUCCAUCAUUCAUGUAGAAAAGAGUCUCCAUGAGCCCAUGUUUCUUCUGCUGGCCAUGCUGUCAUUUGUUGACCUGUCUUUAGUUAGUGCAACUGUGCCACACAUGCUAGGCAUCUUCUGGCUGGAUGCUAAAGAGAUAAGCAUUGAUGGGUGCCUCAUCCAUAUGUUCUUCAUCGCAUCUUUCUAUGACAUGGAAUCUGGCAUUCUUUUGGCCAUGGCUUUUGAUCAUUUUGUAGCCAUCUGCAAUCCACUGAGGUACAUAACCAUAUUAACUAAUAAUUCACUGGUGAAAAUGUGGCUUGCAAUCCUAGCAAGAACUAUGGUAGAGCUUAUUCCAAUGCCUAUCUUAGCCAAAACCUUGACCAGCUUCCGAACUAACAUUAUUCCUUACUCCUAUUGUACCUACAUGGCUGUGGUACAGAUUUCUUGUGGAGAUAUAUCUAACUACAUUGUCUAUGGUUUCAUGAUUGUUGUAACUUCUAUUGGUAUGGACCUACUCUUUAUCAGCCUCUCCUAUGGGAUGAUUCUUCGAGCUGUCUUCCACUUUCCCUCUUGGGAAGCACGGCACAAGGCCCUGAGCACAUGUGGCUCCCAUCUCUGUAUCAUUGGCCUUUUUUAUUCACCUGUUGUUUUCUCUUUUUUGACUCAAGCAUUUGGAUAUCAAAUGCCUCCUAACAUCCAGAUUAUUGUUGACAAUCUCUACUUCUUGGUACCUCCCAUGAUCAACCCCUUAAUCUAUGGGGCCAGAACCAAGCAAAUUAAGGAACAUGUCCUCCAAGUUCUGGCUUGCCACCCAAAAUAA